Molecule: messenger RNA, 1488 nt
Organism: Galleria mellonella (greater wax moth)
Lineage: Eukaryota; Metazoa; Arthropoda; Insecta; Lepidoptera; Pyralidae
Product: lysosomal Pro-X carboxypeptidase
Exons: 8
Coding region: 85-1473 (462 amino acids)
Biological process (GO): proteolysis
Molecular function (GO): serine-type exopeptidase activity; dipeptidyl-peptidase activity
Source: RefSeq, a predicted model, not a curated record
UCACUACAGUUGCGACCACGCCAGCGGCUGUGUAUAUUGUGCUAUCAAUUGGAACCCGAUACAGUGCGCGUGCGCCGGUGCAAAAUGUGGAGGGCUCUCUUUUUACUGGUGGCGCUGCUGGCUACAGCCAAAUCUGAAUACAAAUACGAGACGUUAUGGUUCAAAGUCCCGCUCGAUCACUUCGGAUACCAGAGGAACGAGACCUUCCAAAUUAAGUAUUUGGUGAACGAAGAUUAUUGGGACAGAGGAAAUGGUCCGAUUUUCUUCUACACAGGGAACGAGGGUCAGAUCGAAGUGUUCGCCAAACAUACUGGCUUCAUGUGGGAUAUCGCCCAGGAAUUCAGAGCUAAAUUGGUAUUCGCUGAACACAGAUAUUACGGCGCGUCCAUGCCGUUCGGGAACAAGUCAUUGGACAACAAACACAUCGGCUACCUGACGUCUGCGCAAGCGCUGGCCGAUUACGCUGACUUGGUCAACUAUUUGCAAGGCAACGCCAUAAAACCACCAUACCCGGUUAUAGCUUUCGGAGGCUCAUACGGUGGAAUGUUGGCAGCGUACUUCCGCAUGAAGUACCCUCAUAUCGUUGCCGGUGCCAUUGCAGCAUCAGCGCCGGUGCACCAGUUUACAGGCAUGGUUCCAUGCGAGGUCUACAACAGAAUCGUCACGUCCAGCUUCAAGAUAGUCAGCGGAAGAUGUGUGGACAAUAUCAAGUCGUCAUGGGCCGUUUUGAGAAACUUCACGAAAUCCUCGAACAACACAGCGUGGCUCCAAAAAACUUGGAACCUAUGCGACCCGCCCAACACCACGAGCGACGUGCAAACCCUCAUUGAUUUCCUCCAGGAUAUGUACGGAACUCUUGCAAUGGUCAACUACCCAUUCGAGUCUGACUUUCUGAUGCCAUUACCAGCUCAGCCAGUGAGAGUUGUGUGUCAGUACGUCAAUAAGACGUUUAAAGAUGACAAGGAACUUUUAACGGGUAUUGGAAAAGUGUUAGAUAUCUAUGCGAACUACAAGAAAACAAAUAAGUGCAUUAACUAUAAAAGUUCGUCCUAUGGGAACUUGGACGCUUCCGGGUGGAACUAUCAGGCUUGUACAGAAAUGGUGAUGCCCAUGUGCACAACAGGACUUGACGAUAUGUUCGAGAAAAGUCCAUGGAACUUUACAGAAUUCGCAGAGAAAUGCCAUAAAACAUACAACGUCUAUCCUAUGGAGCAAGCGGCGAGAAUUCAAUAUGGCGGCAACAGGCUGCAAGCCGCUUCGAAUAUUGUCUUGAGUAACGGACUGCUAGAUCCCUGGGCUGGAGGUGGUGUUCUAAAUACUGUGAGCGACACGGUAGUAGCCGUUGUGAUCGUCGACGGGGCUCAUCACCUUGACCUGAUGCCGCAGAACCCUAAUGAUCCUGGAACAGUUAUCGAGGCUAGAAAGAUUCACAAACAGAAUAUUCGAAAAUGGAUUAACGAAUAUUGGAAAUAAAAAAACAAUGCUGUA